AUGUCCAUGGCCGCGUCUCUGCGCCCGGCAGCGCGGCGAGCAACCCAGUGCCUGCGCCUCGACACGCGAAGACGACGCACCUUUGCCUCGACCGUCCGCAGGGACGCCGACUUUACCCACAUUGUCAUCGGCGCCGGCGUCGUCGGCCUCGCCACCGCCCGCCACCUGACGGCCACGCACCCGUCGAGCACGACGCUGCUCGUCGAGCGCCACGCGCACCCGGGCACCGAGACGUCGUCGCGCAACAGCGAGGUCGUCCACGCGGGGCUCUACUACGGCCGCGGCACGCUCAAGACGGCCCUCUGCACGCGCGGCCGCCGCCUGCUGUACACCUUUUGCGCCGCCCACGCCGUCGCCCACCGCCGCACCGGCAAGUGGCUC
Verticillium dahliae VdLs.17 is the source of this 381-nucleotide messenger RNA. RefSeq names its product NAD dehydrogenase. The record is from RefSeq and is a predicted model, not a curated record. The transcript is spliced from 2 exons. The annotation marks the transcript as partial. Gene Ontology annotation, molecular function: (S)-2-hydroxy-acid oxidase activity; (S)-2-hydroxyglutarate dehydrogenase activity. Gene Ontology annotation, cellular component: mitochondrion. Lineage: Eukaryota; Fungi; Ascomycota; Sordariomycetes; Glomerellales; Plectosphaerellaceae.